AUGAAAUCAGCCCUGAUUUUUAUCUCAUUCUUAAUUGCCUCAUUUUCUGCUUUGCCAGUUAAAGAAGAAACAACAAUCUCUGGAUAUUCUCUUGAUGUUUCGCAACCUCUUACAAAUAGUUCAAUCAUGAGUUUCUCAAUUGAUAGAUAUGCUGGAAUUAUUGUCAGAGUUUUCGAAACCAACACAACAUCUUUCGAUAAAUCAAUGCUUUCCACAUUAAAUAAUGCGAUCGCAUAUCAUUCACUUCGAAUUGAAGCAUUUAUGGCACCAACAAUGUUCGCAAAAUUGAGUGGAUCCGAACAAUUCGAUGUAGUUGCUAACAAUUUCAGAAAUAAUAGUAUUGGAUUUGUGAAUACAGUUUAUAUCAGUGUUAAUGACACUAAACUUUUCUCAACUAAUACUACAGCCAAUUCUGCAUUUAUUGAAUCAAUUGUUACACGUGGAAUGGUAAAUAUACUUUUGAAACAAAUCAAAAUCAUUACAAAAAUACUUUCAGCAACUUAAAUACAACGUUGGAAUCUUCACAAAUUCGAAACUCUGGAAGAAAAUAACUGAUAAUUACGAUGGACUUGAUGGAAAUGUUCGCCUUUGGUAUUGGGCAAAUAAUGGAGAAGGAAUUAUGAACGAAGGAGCUCCAAAUUUCAAUGAUUUCAAAUCUUUCGGAAAUUGGGCAAAACCAGAUAUCAAACAAUUUGCCAAAAAUGAAAUGGUUGAUGGAGCAAAGGUUAACAGAAAUGUUUUCGCUAUUCGUAAAAAUUAG
This is a messenger RNA of Caenorhabditis angaria, 760 nucleotides long. The record is from the annotation of a GenBank genome assembly. Lineage: Eukaryota; Metazoa; Nematoda; Chromadorea; Rhabditida; Rhabditidae.